This is a messenger RNA of Somion occarium, 2227 nucleotides long. The record is from the annotation of a GenBank genome assembly. Lineage: Eukaryota; Fungi; Basidiomycota; Agaricomycetes; Polyporales; Cerrenaceae.
AGGGAAGCCAGCAUUCUUUCCCUCGCUCCUUGCACUAGGAAGAACGUUUGCGUCAUUGCUCCAGGACAAUUUUGAUAUCCAGGGCUUUGGCGACCAUCACACAGGCCCUUAACUAUGGGCUCGGAAAACGCAGAUGUCGCUGCUGUAGAGCCGCAUGACGUUUCACCGGUGCUGCAAGAUUCACCGAAAUUAGAAGCCGUUGCGUGGCUCGACCAGGAGGAAGCACGCAUCGUACGACAUUUACUUGCUGUACGUGCAAUCCGCAAUACUCUGGCGCCUGCGAUCAAUUGUCUCCCGGACGAAGUAGUUGCCUGUAUCAUGAUGUUCUACAAGGAGGGCUACGGAGGUUGGCCCGCUUUAGGAUGGCAGAAAAUUACACAUGUCUGCCGAUGGUGGCGUGGCGUGGCAUUGCAGACGGCUUCACUAUGGAGUCAUAUCAACAUAUCUAACGUCGAAAGGACUCGCGCACAUCUAUCCCGGUCUCGGGGUGCACCCCUAGAUAUUUAUGUUUCGAGCCCAUGCAUUCCAUGUCCCGCUGAAGCAGUCGUAGACUUGCUCAUCCCUCAUUCGCGUCGCAUUGCAAAUUUCGAUGUUUCAGUCGCGGCAUCAUCUGCCCAUGCGUUUGCCCGGUUACUCCUGCACCCUUUACCCAUGCUUCAUAGGUUCAGGUUUACAAACGGUCUCGCGCCCUCUCCAAUCCCACUGCGUCUUACUCUCAAUAUCGGUGAAGGUCAAUCCCAGUUUCAAGACCUUGAGCUUUGUAUGGCUUAUAUACCAUGGGAAUCGCCCGCGUUCCAAGGGCUGCGUACAUUAAAGCUACUUGCUCAGAUAGGCGAUGAUGCAACGCCAUCAAUGAAUAGAUUCUUGGACAUUCUGGAGUGCUCUCCCCAGCUGGAAGUUUUGUCGUUGGUGUAUGCUGGCCCUGUCAUGCCGAUUGCAGGGUACCCUGAGCCCAUGCGAAAGAUCCGGCUAGCGUCACUCAGGGAUCUCAACCUUACCAUCCACGCCCUCGACGCCGCAGAUCUCUUGACACAUCUACAAAUACCCAAGACGACAAAGAUAGAGAUAUCCUGUCAUCUGGAAGAGCUGAACCAGGAUUUCUCCACUUUAUUUCCGCCGGAUUUGAAUGGGCUUGAACUCCUGGCAUCCGUGCACGAAAUUGCCAUUGAGUGCAGUAAGGACUGCUCCAAAUUCGGUUUGCGCGCCCUUCGGUUCCAGGAUGGUCGGGCUGAACAAAACUUGCAUGUUAAAUACAAAGCAAAAGAGGACUCAGGUCCACAAUGGGGUCUGACCGCUCCCGAUUUCCUUCGCACAGCUGCUUUCAUCUUUGCACGAUCCCCUGUGACGCGUUUGAAUGCGAUACUUUAUUCGGAGACCAUAUCUAUGGAUGAUUGGCAAUACCUCUUUGCGCAGCUGCCAGGACUGACUCAUACGGGCCUCGGUAUCGGUUUGGGGGAGGAUGGGACAUUCAUUGACUAUGGUCUACUCACAGUGCUGGGAGGGGAUCCGGGGACGGAGUCUGUUCCCUGUCCUAAGUUGACCUGCCUGGAAAUCUACCAUACCUGUUUUGACAAUGCCUACAACGAUGAGCUUGAACAGUGCCUGAGAUCACGCGCUGAGAAGGGAGCAGCGAGAUUAUCCAAGCUCAAACUAUCGAUGAUGAGAUGGACUGGAGAUGGCGAAGUUCAAUGGCCAGAUGUGCAAGAGUUGGUGGACGUUUUCGAACAUAACAUGGAGGGGGAAGAUGAAGGGGACUGGACAUUCACGAACGUCCAGUGAGAGAGGGCAGGGCGAGGAACACAGGCUCAGUCAUCGUUGCAGCAGUCACUCAUGACUCGCGGAUGAAACUGGAUGGCUCUACGAUCUCCACCUGUGUCGAACAGAUGUUGUAAAUUUUGUGGUUCGCACCUGGAAUACAAUGGCGUGGGGUCGCAUGCCGACUAGUCUCAUCAUUCGUCAACUUCACUAAGCGCGACGUGGAAUUAUGUGUACCUCACCAGCAACGGUUCCCAAGUCGUUCAGGCGAUUCGUUGCCUCCUCGACAGCAGUGAGUAUUUCUACUUCAUUCACAUGCGUUGAGUGAAUAUUCGGAGAUCGAAGGCACCCCAAUGUGUGUCAAUCGCUCUGCUUGGCUGUGUGUACUCGAGCACUUCCCAAUUCUUUUGCGUAUGCAUUGAAGCAUCAAUGUUGUUCUCAGUGCACCUGCAGAAUAAAUCUCGGUAUCGCC